CUAUGCAACAACUGCUUCUGAAAUUCUAAGCUCUUGAUCCACUUUUUCAUUGCGGAAUUCAUCAUUUUGUUUUAGGACCGUGUUCAGUUCUGGGUUGCAGAAAGAGAGACGGUAAGAAAUGGAGAAAAUAUUGGUGUUAGUGGUAGCGAUAUUAGUGUCCAUGGUGAUGAUCAUGGAACAAAGUCAUAGUUGUUAUGCAGCAGAUUCAAUAAUAGGAAAUGCGAAAGAGAAAGUUAACUUAGCGGCAGAUGAUGCAAAAGUGAAGGCAGGUGAGAUGAAAGAGGCAGCAUCAGAUACCAUGAAGGGUGCUACGGAUACUGGUGAAUCUUGGGUUGCCUGGGCGCGAGAAAAAUUAAAUGAGGGACUUGGGAUCAAGACAGAUACGGCCAAGGAGACUGCCCAGGAUAUGAUGAACAAAGCAGGAGAUGCAGCAUCUGGAGCAAAAGAUAUGGCAUAUGAUAAAGCAGGACCAACGUUGAAAAUGGCUUCACAAAAAGCAGGACAAGCAUCAGACAUGGCUCGUGAGAAAGCGGGUCAGGCAUCAGAGAUGGCUCAAGAAAAAGCUGGUCAAGCAUCCCAUAUAAUUCGUGAAAAAGCUGGUCAAGCAUCAGGCAUGGCUCGCGAGAAUGCUGGCCAAGCAUCAGAAAUGGCUUAUGAGAAAGCUGGUCAGGCAUCAGAAAUGGCUGGGGAUGCUGCCAAUUUAGCUGCAGGAAAAGCAGGGGAAAUGAAGGAAACAAUGAAAGGAAAAAUGAUGGAUGGUAAAGAUUCAGCAAGUCAAGCUUACGAAGAUGCAAAACAAAACGUAGGAAAUAUGUAUGACACUGCCGCUUCGGCUACUGGUUCAAUGAGUGAGAAAGCAAAGUCUAGUUACGAAACUGCUAAAGAAAAAGCUUCUCAAGCUACCGGUGAUUUAGGUGCCAAGAUGAGAGCUGAACUGUAAAUUGUUCACCACUUCUUUGUUUACUCGUUUUUGCUGCCAUGUUUUUGAUAGGGUUGCUGUUCUUCUUUCUUUAAUGCUUUUGAUGGAUUGAAAAAAUGCAUUAGCAGUGUGAUUUCUUCUUGAA
This is a messenger RNA of Papaver somniferum (opium poppy), 1064 nucleotides long. RefSeq names its product late embryogenesis abundant protein, group 3-like. Bases 119 to 940 code for a protein of 273 amino acids. The transcript has 3 exons. NCBI's taxonomy places the organism in Eukaryota, Viridiplantae, Streptophyta, Magnoliopsida, Ranunculales, Papaveraceae. The record is from RefSeq and is a predicted model, not a curated record.